This is a messenger RNA of Sesamum indicum (sesame), 2343 nucleotides long. RefSeq names its product L-type lectin-domain containing receptor kinase VIII.2. NCBI's taxonomy places the organism in Eukaryota, Viridiplantae, Streptophyta, Magnoliopsida, Lamiales, Pedaliaceae. The record is from RefSeq and is a predicted model, not a curated record. Gene Ontology annotation, biological process: protein phosphorylation. Gene Ontology annotation, molecular function: protein kinase activity; carbohydrate binding; ATP binding.
UGUGUUGUUUUUAUGUUACAAUUUAGAGGAUGGAAUCUGCAGGACCAGUAGUUUCCCUGGCCCCUGCUCCUUCACUCAAGCACCCAUACAAGCUCAAGAACAUUACUCACUUCUCUUCCCUUGUUCUCCUUCCCAGCCAUCAUGUUUUCUCACAGAUUUCUCUUCAAUUCUCCUACUCAUCUUUUCUUAUUACUCAUUCUUACCACAAACUCAGCCGAAUCAGCUGACAAGAAAUCCCCCUCCGGCCCCGAAAUCAACAUCACCAAGCGCAUCUCCUUCCCCGAUUUCAGCCCCAAUAAUCCAAGAAUAAUCAAUCAAGAUAUCACGCUCUUAGGCAGCGCAGCAGUCUCAACUGAAAAUGGCUGCAUCCAUAUCCCAGAAACUAAUCUCCAAUACUCUGCUGGUAGAGCAAUCUUCUCAUCUCCGAUCCGCAUAUUGGACCCCAAUACCCGAACCCCUGCCUCUUUCACCACCACUUUCUCCUUCCAAAUCAAGAACCCGUCAAACAGUUCCGGCUAUACUUCUGGUGGGCUGAGUUUCAUCAUCGUUCCCGAUGAGUUCACAGUUGGCAGGGCCGGCCCCUGGCUCGGCAUGCUGAACGACGCCUGCGAGGAUGAAUACAAAGAAGUUGCUGUCGAAUUCGAUACUCGCAUGAACCCGGAAUUCGGCGACCCGAAUGAUAAUCAUGUAGGCAUCAAUUUAGGCAGCAUAGUCUCUGCCGCAGCUGUCGACGCUUCGGGUUUUGGGGUUCAUCUCAAUGACGGCUCAGUUCAUCGGGCUUGGAUAACUUAUGAUGGGUCCAGGAAGUUCUUAGAGAUUUAUCUUGGGCCUGAUGGAACAGUGCCUCCUACUAGAGCUAUUUACUCUGGUAAUCUUGAUCUUUCACCUUAUCUAAAUGAAUACAUGUUUAUUGGAUUCUCGGGUUCAACAGGACACAAUCACACACAGGUUCACAGUAUAUGUUCCUGGAAUUUCACUUGUGUUAGUAAGGCUUUUCUCCGGGUUCCUUCGCCUGAAAGCUGCGAAAGUAAGAUUACAUUGGAAAGUUAUCAUGUUGUUCCCAGCAAAACGCCGAGCAGUUUCUAUAUUUUUGUAGCUGUAGUUGUGCUUUUGCUGGUAAUCAUGGUUAAUCUGUACUUCAACGGCAAGAGAAAGGAGAAGAAUGGUUCCGAUGAAAUCACGGUGGUACCAAAGGAAAAACAGCGGCUGAGCCCUCCAAACAGAGCCAGGAAAUUCAGUUUAGCUGAAAUCUCUUCUGCUACACGGGGCUUGGGCGAGUUACAAAUUUUGGGGAGUGAUGCUAGAAGUGUAACAUAUAAGGGCACGUUGUUAAACGGAUGCAAUGUAGCGGUGAAGCGUUUCUCAAAUAAGUUCUUCAGCUCGCUUGCAUCAGAUAGGCGCAUAUUGAUUAAAGAAGUGAAGGCAAUUGGCAAGAUUCGGCAUCCGAAUUUAGUCUCUAUGAGGGGAUGGUGCUUUGAUCGUCAAGAAACUAUUGUUGUGUAUGAUUUUGUGCCCAACGGGAGUCUUGAUAAGUGGCUUUUCGGGUUUGGAGUUUUGCCUUGGACUCGACGGUUUAAGGUGGUGAAGGAUGUGGCUGAGGCUUUGAGCUAUCUGCAUUCUAAGGGUUUAGCUCACAAGAAUGUGAAAGACAGUAGCGUGUUUCUUGAUAUUAGCUUUAGGGCACUCUUGGGCGAUUUCGGGUUUGUUUUGUCAUCAAUGGAGUCGACCCGUUUUGAGUCAUUGGUGAGUCAAAAAGUAGACGUUUUCGAGUUUGGGGUUUUGGUAUUGGAAGUCGUGUCGGGCCGGGGGCGGAGGUCCAUGAACCCGGGGGAGCUCGACUUAUUGGAUCUUGCAUGGGGCAUGCAUGAGAGUGAGGAGAAAGCAAAGCUGGUGGAUAGGAGAAUGGGUCCGGUAGUGAACCCGGAUCAAGCAAUCCGGGUGUUGGAAAUCGGGUUGCUGUGCACGUUGAAUGACAACAAAGGGAGGCCAAGCAUGGAGGAAGUGGUGGAGUACUUGAAUCUGGAGAGACCAAUACCCGAGUUACCGCAGAGUCGACCCGUUUCUCUGUUUCCCUGCAGUGGGUACUCUUGUACUCCAUUCAAGUGAGGCCAGGUGUGGUUGAGUUUGCGUGGUGAGUUAGGCUUCCACAUGAAGUAGACCACACCAAAAAUCACAUUCAAUUAUUUUGGAGCCCAUAAGAAGGAGUUGGAUGCGACAUGAGUUCAUCUCAAAUCAAUUCUUAUGUAAUUGGUCUGUAGGAAUUAUAAAAUAAAUGUAUUCCAGAUUUCAUACUUAAUUAAAAUUAUUGAUAGAUAUGAUGUAUAUAUGUGCACAUUUCCUUAA